Messenger RNA from Scomber japonicus (chub mackerel), 780 nucleotides. It is a transcript of the gene aqp8b, whose product is annotated as aquaporin 8b. The coding region runs from base 1 to 780 and encodes 259 amino acids. Gene Ontology annotation, cellular component: plasma membrane. Gene Ontology annotation, molecular function: water channel activity. Gene Ontology annotation, biological process: water transport; transmembrane transport. The transcript has 5 exons. Lineage: Eukaryota; Metazoa; Chordata; Actinopteri; Scombriformes; Scombridae. The record is from RefSeq and is a predicted model, not a curated record.
AUGGGUGAGGACAGGAUGGAGAUGGCCGAAGUGGAGACAACUCUUGUUUCUUCAGAUUCAAAAAUAACUCCCACCAGGCCUCCUAACCAAUUUGAGAGGUUAUACCAGCCCUGUCUGGGUGAGCUGGUGGGAACUAUGUUCUUUGUGUUUAUCGGAUGUGUGUCAGUCAUAGAGAAUGUGGACGGUCCAGGGAGGCUUCAGCCAGCUCUGGUGCAUGGUCUGGCUGUAGCUGUCAUGGUGGCAUGCAUGGCUGAGAUCAGCGGCUCUCAUUUCAACCCCCCGUUCACCCUGGCCAUCUAUCUGUGUGGGGGUAUGGAGAUGCACAUGGUGGCCCCAUACCUUGCGUCUCAGUUGAUUGGAGGGAUGUUGGGAGCUGCUAUGGCAAAGGUGAUGACCUCCACUGAGAACUACGGCAAGGCCCAUGGGGCUGCAUUUGAUCUUCUACAGUCUAAUGAUCAAGUAGUUGGGGCUCUGUUUGGAGAGAUCGCCAUGACCUGCCUGGUCACCAUGGUGGUGCUGCUGGGGGCCGUCAACACCAAGACCCAAAGCCCCCUGGUGCCGUUCAUGGUGGGCUGCACUGUCAUUAUCAAUAUCUUGGCUGGUGGGGAUGUAUCUGGUACCUGUCUGAACCCAGCUAGAGCCUUUGGUCCAGCCGUUAUGGACAACUAUUGGCUUUACCACUGGGUCUACUGGGUAGGACCUAUCACCGGAGGUCUAAUAGCAGCUGCAUUGGUUCGACUCUUCCUUGGAGACAGGAAGAUUCGACUCCUUUUGAAAUGA